This is a messenger RNA of Cantharellus anzutake, 315 nucleotides long. RefSeq lists its product as uncharacterized. The transcript has a single exon. The record is from RefSeq and is a predicted model, not a curated record. Bases 1 to 315 code for a protein of 104 amino acids. Lineage: Eukaryota; Fungi; Basidiomycota; Agaricomycetes; Cantharellales; Hydnaceae.
AUGAAACAAGUCAACAUUCUCAAAAAGGGGUUGAAAAAGCUUCAAGAUGAGACUUCAGACCGGAAACGGAAGCUUGAGGCUGACUUACAGGCACUACGACCAAUUUCAGAGGUUGAUGAAGAAUGGUUGGAUAAUACCGGAAAUCUGGUUGAUGAGGAGCGUGUUGUAGGAGAACUGGAGACUGCAUCAGACCUUGAAGCAGCCUACGAAGCACUGGGUCCACAAGAUCAACUUAUUGUGCAAAAGCUGCAGAGGCUUGCAGCAAACGGACAGAAGAGUGAUGAUAUUUCGAAGAAGCGCAAACAUAUGGAUUAA